CAUGAUCGAGGUUUAUUCAGCAAGGGAUGCCCACAGAGCCCAAAAGGCAUGCGACCAGAAGCAGCUUUUUCAGACAUCUCCAGUGAAGGAUCUUACCUAGCCGUAUGGCCUCCUGCCUCUGCCAAUUUAAAACUACUAUUGAGGUUGUCUGUCAGACAGUCAAGCUGCGUUGUGACAGUGAAUGCCUGACAGACGUCACACGUUGUGACGAAGAAACAUCUCUUGGGAAUGCAGAAGGAUCGUUGAUGAAGGUGUUACAAGCCCGGAAGAAGAACAACAGCACCGAGCUGAUUAUUGAGUCAGAGAGGGCAUCCUCAGAUAAAAGUGCUGUCAGCUUGUCAGGCUUCAUGAAUGAGCAGCUGGACUUUAAUAAUAAAAGUGAUAUUAUCAGUGCACGAAAUUACAUACUGCCUUACAUCUCAGAGGGAAAUCUAGGAGAUGUGGAAUCAACAUUAUUACCAUUCCUUCAACUUCUUUUUUCAAAUACACAAGAUGGAGAUAUGCUCCUGGGCCUUUUGAAAAACAAUACAAGGAGCCCUUCUGUUAAACCUGUACACAAGAAUUCAACUAAUAAAAAUAAAUUGAGGAAACUCCAUUUUCUGGAAAAUGUGUUAGAUGCAGAAACUCAAGAAAAAUUUGAUGAGGUUAAAAAGGAAGAAAAACCUGCCACGCGUACACGUUCCAACCUUUUAAGUGCCAUGUUUAAACGCUACCUCUAUCUAAAGAAAUUGGAAACUCCCCAACCACAGAAAGACAGCCCAGCAAAGACUGAGAGUACCGAGGAAAAGCUGCUGAGAGUGAACAGGGUCCUCAAGGGCCCAAGGGGCCUACAGAAAAUGCACCUCCAAGCAGUGGGAGAUGAGAGCGUCAGGGGGAAACAGAAUGCCCAGCCAUCUGUGGCGAGCACUGCCGAAGAAAGAAGGCUCAGGAGGCCAUCCCCAGGAAAGCGGAAACAGCUUCUCACGGUGCAGAGGCCCAGGAAGCUGGUGGGAAAGUCCUCCAAUGGGGAGUCUUCACUCAUAAAGGAACAGAAGGCAGCAGGCUCCUCUACCCUGAAACAGUACUUCAAGGUCAGGCCUUCUGCCUCCAUCCCUCCAAAAUCCCCAUCUGAGGUUAAAAGCAAAUCAAAAGACUUAUCCAACACUAUAGUUGUUUUAGAGGAUGCAAAGGCUAGAGUUAGAAAUAUUAAGGAUUUUGAACUAAUCUCACAUUCUGGGAAAAAAUACAUCUUCCAUAAAAUUAGGACUCAUCGGGUCCAGAGAAAACCCAAAGGCAAAAGGAGUCGAAAGUUCAGAAAGAAAAGUUCACUCAGUAGAAUGAUGCUUGCAAGCCCUCCGUUCUCUGUAGUGAGGAGUCUCAUAAAUUCCCCUCCGCGAGAAGCUGUUUCACCUUCAAGAGAAGUGACUUCUCAGGAAAAUCCUUUUCCAGAAUUAUUUUCUCUUUCAGACCCUUCUACAGAAAACACUACUUCAGAAAACAAUACUGCACAAAAUGUUUCUGAAGAAGUUAUUUCUUCAGGAAACUCUACUCUGCCCGGAGGAACCGGCCCUGAAAACACUACCCAUAAGGAUGUCUCCACUGCACAUUCUGCUGUUGCUGCAGACAACAGUAUGCCACCUGUUCAACACACCAACGAAACACAGUGGGAGCACCACAACACGGGCACUGAAUUAUCCUCUAAGCCCACAGGCUUCACUUUCCCAGGGCUCACAUCCCCGGGUGAUCAAGUUGAAACUCAGCUAAACCAGCAGCUACGGUCCCUCAUCCCCAACAAUGACGUGCGAAGGCUCGUUUCUCGUGUUAUCCAGACUUUGAUAAUAGACUGCUCGGACACCCACGUGCAGCUGGCCUGUGCCAACCUCAUCUCUAGAACAGGCCUCCUGAUGAAGCUUCUCAGCAAGCAGCAGGAAGUAAAGGUGUCCAAAGCGGAAUGGGAUAUGGGCCAGUGGAAAAGUGACAACUAUAUCAGUGAGAGCACGGAAGCCCAGAGUGAGCAGAAAGAGCAGGAGUCAAGUGAGCUCACAAAAGAAGUUCCAGGAUAUGGCUAUAACAACAAACUCAUCUUGGCAAUAUCUGUAACUGUAGUAGUGACGAUUUUGGUUACACUUCUCUGUCUCAUUGAGAUUUAUUCUCAUCGAAUUGCAAAAGGGGAAGAUAAGAAAAGAAGCAGAAGGGGCUUUUUUCGAUUUCUGCUGCAUAAGAGAAGCUCAGGGGAAAGUGAGAGUCAGGAGGGCUUUUUCGGAGAAGGCGGCCACUUUGGCUUAGGGAUAUGUAUAGGCCUCUCAACGCCACAUGCAAGGAAAACAUGGCACAGAAGCUACACGACAGGGAGUCUUCUGAUGAGGAUGAGAUAUUCUAUAAGGAUGCAGGGUAAAUGUAAAAGCCUUGGCAUUAUUCUUCUUACCCCAGGGAAGUCAUCAAAGCCCCAGCAGAGAAGCUUCUGGCUGCAUAUUGGGUUGAUGAAGGGGCGGGUGAGGAAAGUGAGACAACACACGAGACUGCCACAGAGUGAGCCCUGUUCUGCCUCAAGCCACCUGCAAAUUUUAUUUUCUAAUAUUGGCUUCUCAGCAUUGCUUGCAAAAUACUUAUUUUUCUCAUACUAAAAUGUAUAAAUUCAUAGCCAAGUCUAACCAUGUGGUAAGGAAUUAAAAUGUAAAUAGUUGAAUAUUUAUACACCACUAACAAGGGCCUGCAAGAAGAAGCAGAGCUGAAACUAGAAUCCCUCAUGGUAGCCAGUACUUCCACAAGAGGAAAUGUGGGCAAAGGAGGAUGAGUAAGAGGAUGAAGAGGGGCUUCCCUCCCUUGUUUCCCCAGUAUCAUCAGUCCCUGGGAACUGGAAAACAUACCAUCCUCAAGGGGCAUAGAUCAUUAAAUCAAAUAGCAAUUUAAUCUGGUGCUCUCUCUCCUGGUUCACCAAGUACCA
Molecule: messenger RNA, 2923 nt
Organism: Balaenoptera musculus (blue whale)
Lineage: Eukaryota; Metazoa; Chordata; Mammalia; Artiodactyla; Balaenopteridae
Product: leucine-rich repeat-containing protein 37A-like
Exons: 8
Coding region: 105-2603 (832 amino acids)
Source: RefSeq, a predicted model, not a curated record